GUCAUCAAUCUGCGACGCACAGGAAGAUCGUUUGUUGCUGCGCUUUGGAUUUUAUUUAUUUUUAUGUUUUUGCUAUUAAUACACACAACGUCGGAUAAUUUGAUGAUCUAAAUCAAAAUUUCGUGUUUGAGUGCUAUUUGUAGCAAGUAUGAGCGGCGGUUUAGCACCAAGCAAAAGCACAGUGUAUGUGUCAAACCUGCCAUUCUCUCUGACCAACAAUGAUCUGCACAAGCUAUUUACCAAGUAUGGAAAAGUUGUGAAGGUUACUAUUGUGAAAGAUAAAGACACUCGUCAAAGCAAAGGCGUUGCAUUUGUGCUUUUCCUUGAUAGAGAAUCUGCGCACAAUUGUGCAAGGGCAAUCAACAACAAACAAUUGUUUGGCAGAAUGAUUAAAGCAAGCAUUGCCAUCGACAACGGCCGGGCAACUGAGUUUAUCCGACGACGAAACUACACAGACAAGUCCAAAUGUUACGAAUGUGGGGAUGUGGGACAUUUGAGCUACGCGUGUCCAAAAAACAUUCUCGGAGAAAGGGAGCCCCCAAAGAAAAAGGAAAAGAAAAAGAAGAAAAAGGCUCAAAAACCUGAACACCUUGAAGAAGAUGAAGAAAGUGAAGAAGAGGGAGAAGAUCCAGCCUUGGAAAGUUUAAGUCAAGCUAUAGCUUUUCAGCAAGCCUAUAUUGAGGAAGAAGAGAGAAAACAGAAGAGACAAGCAGAAGAGGACAGCGUUCGUGCUUCAACUUCCUCUGACGCGAAGAAACCGCGCAUCAAAAAGAGUGCAUACUUUAGUGAUGAAGAGGAGGAGCUCUGUGACUAAAACGCAAAUGUUGUUUUUUUUCCUGUAUAGAAUGAUGUCAAUUUUUUUUUUACAUAAACAUAUUGUAGAUGUUAUAGUUUGAAGGUUUUUGAUUGAGGAAAGUUAUUUGAUGUUUUAUGAAGACAGAGUGUAUAGUUUGCUUCUUUGAAUAAAGUCAUUGCCAUUUUUAUGCAGUUUUAACUGUAAAA
This is a messenger RNA of Oryzias latipes (Japanese medaka), 1002 nucleotides long. It is a transcript of the gene zcrb1, whose product is annotated as zinc finger CCHC-type and RNA binding motif 1. Gene Ontology annotation, biological process: mRNA splicing, via spliceosome. Gene Ontology annotation, cellular component: U12-type spliceosomal complex. Gene Ontology annotation, molecular function: zinc ion binding; RNA binding. Lineage: Eukaryota; Metazoa; Chordata; Actinopteri; Beloniformes; Adrianichthyidae. The record is from RefSeq and is a predicted model, not a curated record.